Messenger RNA from Aplysia californica (California sea hare), 1326 nucleotides. Its product is annotated as proteasome subunit alpha type-5. Bases 183 to 908 code for a protein of 241 amino acids. The record is from RefSeq and is a predicted model, not a curated record. Gene Ontology annotation, cellular component: proteasome core complex; nucleus; proteasome core complex, alpha-subunit complex. Lineage: Eukaryota; Metazoa; Mollusca; Gastropoda; Aplysiida; Aplysiidae. Gene Ontology annotation, biological process: proteasome-mediated ubiquitin-dependent protein catabolic process. The transcript has 9 exons.
GGUGAAUUUUUGAAGCCGCCAUUUGUAAACUUCAUUCAUGCUGUGUCACAAAACAACGAACAAAUCUUACUGUCAACUGUCAACCAAGGGCCUACUCUGCACCAAACGGAACACCGGGUCUAAAACGUCGUCGUUGAGAUUUUUACCUAGAGUAAGGAAUCCACCAGCUUUGACAACUGAAAAUGUUCCUCACAAGGUCUGAGUACGACAGAGGUGUCAACACUUUCUCUCCAGAAGGAAGGCUGUUUCAAGUUGAAUAUGCUAUUGAAGCUAUUAAGCUCGGGUCUACUGCCAUUGGCAUUCAGACGAGUGAGGGUGUAGUGCUUGCUGUUGAGAAGAGAGUUACCUCACCUCUCAUCGAGGCAGCUAGUAUUGAGAAGAUCAUGGAAGUAGACAAGCACAUAGCUUGUGCAAUGAGUGGCCUGAUUGCAGACUCAAAGACACUCAUUGACAGAGCCAGGGUUGAGGCACAGAACCACUGGUUUACCUACAAUGAGAAGAUGAACAUCGAGAGUGUGACCCAGGCUGUGUCUAACCUGGCUUUGCAGUUUGGUGAUGAUGACAGAGAUCCUGGUGCUAUGAGUCGACCAUUUGGAGUUGCGUUACUGUUUGCUGGUGUAGAUGAAAAAGGUCCCAGACUUUUUCACAUGGACCCUUCAGGCACAUUCAUUCAGUAUGAUGGCAAAGCCAUUGGCUCUGGCUCAGAAGGGGCACAGCAAGCACUGCAGGAGGUUUAUCACAAGUCUAUGACCUUGAAGGAGGCGUGCCGCUCAGCACUGACCAUACUGAAACAAGUGAUGGAAGAGAAGUUGAACUCCACUAACGUAGAGAUGUGUACUGUCACUCCUGGGAGCCUGUUUCGCAUGUUUACAAAGGAUGAACUGGAGAAUAUCAUCAAGGACCUAUGACUUGCUUAUCACUGCAUAUUAUUUUCUUUUUUUCGUUCUCUCUCUCUCUCUGAGUGGACUUUGAAUUGUAUGUGUUGGAAGACUGAUUCAAGAUGUGUUGGGGCUAUUUGCCUCUGUCUUUGUUGGCUGGGUGUUGUUAUAAGAAUGAAUGUUACUAGACGCUUUGUUGAAGUACUGAUUCCUUACAUAUUUGAACAUCAGGAUCCCUUUAUUUCAUCACUGAUAUCAGGAUAACACUUGCUUAUCAUAAUAAUGAAGGUUUUCAAUGUAGAUUCAGCUGGGUUUUGGGAUGGGGGGGGGGGGGGGGGGGGGGGGGGGGGUGAUGAGAGUUUGAUUGUAGAUUUGUAUUGUAUGCUCUGGUAUAUCUGCUGUCAAAUCUCAAGGCCAUUGUGGUUUUGAAAGAAAAAUUCAGAGUUUA